GAAAAAAAAAAAAACAAAGAGAGAAGAAGUUACUUGUGUGCUGCUAACGUUUGGAGUUUUAGGACAUACAAAAACAUAAAAACAUGCGGGGCAGAACAAAAAGAAGUGUCAAAUGAACAACAACAUAAACGCCCGUUCCAUUUCCCGACUCGGUACUCGGAUUCUAUCAGACUCAGUGUAGACUUAGUUGACUUGUUCUCUUGCAACAACACACCAUCAUAUUACCACCGAAGUUUUUUUUUUUUCUCGGCGCGGCGGAUAUGGCAUCGUCGGAGGAGGAGAAGCUAGUGGAGGACGAGUUGUCGUACCCUAUUAUGGUGGCGGAGCGAGUUCGCUCGGCCCUGGACGAGUCUGACUCGUUCAAACUCGAGUGCUCCGAGGUUGGGAAGCACGUCGAUCGCCUCCUCCAAAUGCUCCGAACCCUCGUCCGCUUCGCCACCGCCACCUCCACCUCCUCCGUCGCGCCGCCCCUCUACGAGCGCCCCAUCCGCCGCGUCGCCGCUGAGGCCUCCAAGAACCUCGACCGCGCCCUCGCCCUCGUCCGCAAGUGCAAGCGCCGCAGCAUCCUCCGCCGCGUCGUCUCCAUCGUCAGCGCCGCCGAUUUCCGCAAAGUCCUCACCCACAUCGACGCCUCCACCGGCGACAUGAUGUGGCUCCUCAGCAUCCUCGACGCCGACGGCGCAGGCGACGGCGGCGGCGGCGGCGGCAUUGUCCUCUCCCUCCCUCCGAUCGCCAGCAACGACCCCAUUCUCUCUUGGGUAUGGUCUUUUAUCGCUUCCAUUCAAAUGGGUCAGUUAAACGAUAGAAUUGAGGCUGCAAAUGAACUUGCUUCUUUUGCACAAGACAAUGCUAGGAAUAAAAAGAUCAUAGUUGAGGAAUGUGGGGUGCCUCCUUUGUUGAAGCUUUUAAAGGAAGGCACUUCCCCUCUUGCUCAAAUUGCUGCUGCUACUACUUUGUGUCAUUUGGCUAAUGAUUUGGAUAGGGUUAGAGUCAUUGUGAGUGAGCAUGGUGUGCCUGCUGUUGUGCAGGUUCUUAGUGACUCCCCCAUGAGGGUUCAGACCCUGGCUGCCAAUUUGGUUGCCAGGAUGGCCAAGCAUGACCCUGUCGCGCAGGAGGAUUUCGCGAGGGAGAACGCCAUUAGGCCGCUUGUCACGCUCUUGUCGUUUGAUACCUUUGUGGAUGAUCCAUUGGGGCAUUUGGGGAAGCAGAGUAUUCACUCUAUUGUUCAGAUUAAUAAGGAGUUGGGGAAGGGUGGCCGGGGAGGGCACCAGUUCUCCAGUUCCUACUCGAGUUCGUAUUUGUUUACGGAGUGGAGUAGCCGGGGAGUGAACCAUAGGAAGGAGAGGGAGAAUGAGGAUCCUGUGGUGAAGCUUCAGCUGAAGGUUAGUUGCGCUGAGGCGUUGUGGAUGCUUGUGCAAGGGAGCGUGACCAACAGUAGGAAGAUAACUGAGACCAAAGGGAUGCUUUGCUUGGCUAAGAUUGUUGAGAUGGAGCAAGGGGAGCUGCAGCUUAAUUGCUUGAUGACGAUGAUGGAGAUAACCGCUGCUGCUGAAUACAAUGCUGAUCUUCGCCGUGCAGCAUUUAAGACCAACUCCCCGGCUGCUAAAUCUGUUGUGGAACAGCUGUUGAGGAUAAUUAAAGAGGUGGACAGCCCGGCAUUGCAAAUUCCAGCGAUGAAGGCCAUUGGCUCGUUGGCUAGGACGUUUCCCGCUAGAGAGACCCGGGUAAUUGAACCGUUGGUGACACAGAUGGGUAAUAGAAACGCAGAAGUAGCAGAUGAGGCAGUGGCUGCUCUCGCCAAGUUUGCUUCUCCAGAUAAUUUCCUACAUGUGGAGCAUUCCAAGACGAUAGUUGAAUUCAGUGGAAUCCCGGCACUGAUGAGACUGCUAAGGAGUAAUGAAGUUGCCCAGAUGCAUCAUGGGCUAACUCUUCUUUGCUACCUUGCACUGCAUGCUGGCAACAGUGAGUCCUUGGAACAAGCAAGGGUGUUGAUAGUUCUAGAGGGUGCAGACAGAACAGUCCUUCCUCAGCAUAUAAAGGAAUUGGUCUCCAUGGCAAUAAUCCACCUCAAUUUGUAUCAUGCAGGAAUGAAUUCUCAAAGGAUAUCAUAUUUUCCUUGACUGCAAAUUUAGCUUGUUUGUGGACCCUGCGUUUUUGUGGGUUCAACAGUAUAGUGUUGAGUUUGUUGCAUCUGGUCAACUCUUUGGGGGAAUAAGGGGGGCUUUAUAGGAACAAAGCAUUACUUAAGAAAAUACAUUAGUUCUUCAGCUUAGACAGUUUCUUAUUUUUCUUUUCCUCCCCUCAUAAAACUAGUCAAUGGGGGUGGCAGUUGUGCAGAGAUUUAUAUUGUAUAAUUAAUAAUUCAUUUUUAGUCAUUUGAUUUUAUUACUUGUGUACUUA
Molecule: messenger RNA, 2400 nt
Organism: Glycine soja
Lineage: Eukaryota; Viridiplantae; Streptophyta; Magnoliopsida; Fabales; Fabaceae
Exons: 1
Coding region: 261-2120 (619 amino acids)
Biological process (GO): cell surface receptor signaling pathway
Molecular function (GO): protein binding
Source: RefSeq, a predicted model, not a curated record